GCUCCGAGUCACCCGAAGGCACCUCGCGGACGAAUAAGCACUGGGCUGACCAAAUUAAACCACUGAUGCGCGGCAGUUUCUUCUUCUUAUCCUCCCAUAGAUUCCCCUCAUUGUUAUAUCUGAAACGCUUUCUUCGUUGCAGGACAAUGUCUACCCGGAGUUACCACGAUGCAAUAGAACACCUUAAUUCAUUGCAGACAAACGCUGCUGCUCUUGAGGCUGCCAGGGCUGCCGGUCCCCGUCUUAACCCGAAUGCGAUACCCGAGAUGAUCGAGUUUUUGGAGAGAAUUGAAUACACUUGCGAAGAUCUUAACACACUCAAUGUUAUCCAUAUCACGGGCACCAAGGGAAAAGGGUCUGCCAGCGCUUUCACGGAUUCGAUACUUCGGCAUGCGAAGCCAAACUGGAAAGUUGGCUUGUACACGUCUCCUCAUCUCGUUGCUGUUCGGGAGCGAAUUAGAAUUAAUGGAAAGCCACUGUCGGAGGAAGAUUUUGUAAAGUAUUUUUACGAUGUUUGGGAUCGACUAAACAAAAAUGGUCCAAAAACCCCUGAUUUCCCGGUCAUGCCCAACUACUUCAGAUAUCUCACCCUCAUGGCUUUCCACGCAUUCAUGUCAGAGAAGGUUGACGCAACGAUUCUCGAAGUCGGUAUCGGAGGAGCUGGUGAUAGCACCAAUAUCGUACCAAAACCAAUCGUCACGGGCAUAACUACUCUCGGUCUAGACCAUACCGCAGUCCUUGGUAAAACCAUCGGUGCCAUUGCAUGGCAAAAGGGGGGAAUAUACAAGAAAGGAGUCCCCGCACUGAGCGUUAGUCAGCCAGAAGAAGGAAUGGAAGUCCUCAAGAAGAGAGCCGAAGAGUUGCAAGCAGCUUAUUUCAUGGAAGUCCCUUCCUUACCAGGAAGCGGAUCCAUAAAACUCGGUUUGGCUGGUGAACAUCAAAUUCAAAACGCAGCUCUCGCUGUUCAAAUGGCACAUACCUUCCUACACUCAGUGGAUGCUUCCGGACUUCGACCUGAGCCACUCUUGCAACUCCCGGAACCAUUUCUUGCUGGCCUAGAAUGCACCAGGUGGCCUGGUCGCUGCCAGACAGUGCUCGACCCAAAAUUUCAAGAUACAACCUGGUACCUUGAUGGAGCGCACACUGCCGAAAGUUUGUCUUGUUGCAUGCAGUGGUUUGUCCAAGCAGGUCUUGGGUUGAAGGAACCACAAUCCACUCGUGUCCUGAUAUUCAACUGCACUAGCGGGCGUUCUGGCCCGGCAUUCUUAGGUACCAUCCUGAAGAAGACAAAGGAGUUACUUCUGCGACAGGGGCGUGAAGAAAAAGUUGAGAAUUUCUUCAGUCACGUCAUUUUUUGCAGCAACGUCACGUACGCAGAUGGUCAUUUCAAGGGCGACCUGACUUCACGUGCUUUGUCAAAUGCUGAUCUUCUGCACCUUACAACACAGCAUGAACUUGCUGCUACCUGGUCUCAGCUAAUUCCUACAUUCCCCUCCGAUGCCAUCCACGUCCUCCCAUCCAUAGAGCACGCCAUUCAGACUGUGCGCAGGGUUUCAAACGCCGAAAGGAUCGACGUCCUUGCGACCGGUAGUUUGCAUCUCGUAGGCGGCGUUAUCGAGGUGGCUGGACUAGCCUUGGUUGCCCUUUGAUAUAGACCUUGUUCAACACGUUAUAUAUCCUUAUUCGUGAUGGUAAUGGUCCAUGUACAUUUUAUCAACCUCCGUACCGAUGCCCUCGAUUAUCGAGGUACACGCGUCAAGUAUUCUUGACUUCCACUCCUACAUCACGAAAUGACAUCGGAGAAUU
Messenger RNA from Pisolithus orientalis, 1806 nucleotides. RefSeq names its product Mur ligase. Gene Ontology annotation, biological process: tetrahydrofolylpolyglutamate biosynthetic process. The record is from RefSeq and is a predicted model, not a curated record. The transcript has 10 exons. Gene Ontology annotation, cellular component: cytoplasm; cytosol; mitochondrion. The coding region runs from base 66 to 1649 and encodes 527 amino acids. Gene Ontology annotation, molecular function: ATP binding; tetrahydrofolylpolyglutamate synthase activity. Lineage: Eukaryota; Fungi; Basidiomycota; Agaricomycetes; Boletales; Pisolithaceae.